AUGGCGCGCUCCACCAAGUAUACCACGGCCGCCUCGCCCCAGAAGACGCCUGUCAGAGUGCCGCUCAACGACGACCGCCAGGAAAAGGCCGCCCGCCGCCAUGCGCACCAACAGGCCCAGCGCGACUCGAUGCGCGCCUCGACUACGACUGCGACUCCCGGACGCCGCCGCGUGUCGCUUGCCGCCGCCUACGACACGCCACACACCCCGUCGCAAGAUGGCGACGACAUGCCCGAUGUCACUGGCACUGCUGUCACACCGGGCACCCGCGUUAUGCCGCUGCUGGCCAACUUCGAGGAAUGGAUGAAGAUGGCGACGGACAACAAAAUCAACGCGAACAACUCGUGGAACUUCGCCCUCAUCGACUACUUCCACGAGAUGUCCCUGCUCAAAGAGGGCGACGGCGUCAACUUCCAGAAGGCUAGCUGCACGCUAGACGGCUGCGUCAAGAUCUACACCAGCAGAGUCGACAGCGUUGCGACCGACACGGGCAAGCUGCUCAGCGGACUCGCCGAGAAUGUGGGCAAGAAGCGGAGAGGACACGGCGACGAUGCCGAUGGGAGCGACGAGGAUGAGGGCGACGGCGAGGAGGCUGAAGCCGGAGAGCAUGGCCAGAAGAAGCGCAAGAAGAGGGCUGCUCGCUCUGCAGAAGCCACGCUCGCGUCGUCCUUUGCCCAACUGCAGAACAAGAAGAUGGAGCUCGAGUUCUCGGUUGAUCCGCUCUUCAAAAAAGCCUCGGCCGACUUUGACGAGGGCGGGGCCAAAGGACUCCUUCUUAACCACCUGGCUAUAGACGGGAGCGGCAGGAUUGUCUUCGACAGCAGCGAUGACGCCAACGAUGCCGUCACCCAAGAUUCACUCCCCACUCAUGACCAUCAACUGGCCCCCGACGCCAUCGAUGUUGACAUAUCCGGCCUGACUGCCAAGUACUUCCACGAUCUUUCCCAGCUCGACCGGCAAGACGUGUGUCCGUCGAUGAAGACGUUCGAUCUCGGCGAUGUGAAUGGCUCUAUGGACCUUCCCUUCCUCAAGGCUGCUGACAACUCCUCCGGUGAAGACGGAGCCAAGCACGGAGACGACAACGCAGGCAGCCAAUCAGGUCUUUUUCUCGGCGACGAUAACCCCAUGGAAUUUGACGACGAUCAUGACCUGAAUAUGGGCGGGUUUGAUCUGCCUCCAGAGACGGGCUUUGGCGAAGGCGGGGAGAUCUGGGCUCGUGAGGCUAUCCAGCAUCCACAAGCUCGCAUCCACACCAUGGACCUGAAUGGCGACGAGAACACAGACAGUGCCGACGCUCCGUAUGGCGUGUCCAUGAUGCACGGCCGCGACCAAGAACAAGAGAACAUCCUUAGCUAUUUUGACCAAGCUCUUAAGAAGAGCUGGGCAGGGCCUGAGCAUUGGCGCAUCUCACGCGUCAAGCAUUCCGCAAAGACAGCACCGGCGACGAAACGGAAGGAAAGGGAGCCAUUCGAGAUCGACUUCACAGCUCCAAUGUCACAGACACUAGCAGAUGUGCUCUACACGCCUGCGACAUCCAACUCCGCGAUAUCUCUACCCAAAGCACAAUGGAAGUCCAGGUCGCGCAACCUUCUCCCAGACGACAAGCACUUCAACUCCAAACAGCUGCUGCGUCUUUUCCUUAAACCCAAGGCGCGUAUGGGCUCACGCAAGGGAGGACGCCGUGCACAUGCACUCCCUGGAGAUUCAGCACGCGUGGACGAAGCAUACUGGGCUCAUCAGGGUCAAGAAGGCGACGGUGACGAUGCACAGGGAAACUACGACGCCGACUUUUUCCAGGAUGAUGGUCUCCAGAUACCUAGUGGCCCUCUCGACGAUGACGAUGUGUUUGCAGAUGCGCGCGAUCACUUCUCGCCGCCGCCUGACGCACCUGAAGCUACACUACCACUCGACGGCAUGCAACCGGGUUCGCAGACCGACGCAUUCGGUGCUCAGCUAGUGACGCAAAGCCGACGAUUUCGGCCUGAAUACGUCCAGUACGCAAGGGUCGCAAAGAAGGUGGACGUGAAAAGACUAAAGGACGAACUCUGGAGGGGUAUCGGGUUCGAUGGCAUUUCUGCGCCUCCUCAGCCCAAUGUUGCCGACGAUCCAGCAAACAAGGCCGUGGAUGGUUCGUUGACCUUUACCGACGUUGUCAACAGCCUACAGGCCGUCUACCCAAAACAAACCCUGGCUGAUAUCUCCACAAGCUACUGCUUUAUUUGUUUGUUGCAUCUGGCCAACGAACAAGGCCUGGUCAUUGAAAAUCAAGAAACCUUCGAAAAUUUGACGAUUCGAAAAGACUUCACGGCGGACUUGGACGUUGGAGGAUCGUGA
Alternaria incomplexa is the source of this 2334-nucleotide messenger RNA. RefSeq lists its product as uncharacterized. The coding region runs from base 1 to 2334 and encodes 777 amino acids. The record is from RefSeq and is a predicted model, not a curated record. Gene Ontology annotation, cellular component: condensin complex. Lineage: Eukaryota; Fungi; Ascomycota; Dothideomycetes; Pleosporales; Pleosporaceae. Gene Ontology annotation, molecular function: chromatin binding. Gene Ontology annotation, biological process: mitotic chromosome condensation. The transcript is spliced from 4 exons.